UUAUGGAACUAACAAGCUAUCUGUACUCGGCUGGAGGUUCCUAGGUGGAACUGACAAGUUUACAAGUUCCCAGUCCGGAGGUUUCUUUACGGAACUGAUAAGUUAUCCUUACCUGGCCGGAGGUUCUUCCAUAGAACUAACAAGUACGAGACUCUUUGUAUGUGAUUAGUAGCGCUAACGGAUAUACUGUGUAACAUUAAGCAUGAACUCUAUUUUCUGUAUGUGAUUUGAAUAAGAAUAUGAAUAUGAAUCCGUUUCUGACGGAAAUCUGAAUAUGCAUAAGACUCUAUGACGGACAUCAUUCAUUAAAACUCUUUACUUUGUUAUUAUUCACUGGAUUCCAACUCACCGUAUUAUUUACGUAUGUAGGUCGUUAGUAGCGUGACCAGGCCUAGAGCUUCUGCCUGGACUUUGUUUUGCCUCCCGUAAAGGUUCCGGAUAUGUCUAGUGGUUAUGGCUAAGUACAUAAAGUUCAAGUUUUGUUUUCUUGUUUGGUUAAACAAGGCUUUGUUUAUUUUUUAAAUAGGGCUACGUCCCUCUUUGUCUACUCUAUAUAUAUAUAUAUGAUGACGUAAGAAUGAUGUAUAUAUAUAUAUGAAAAGUUUCAAAUUUUUCUGUCUCAUAUAAGUGCACAGCUCAAUGGAUGUUGUAUGUUUAUUAUUUGCUUCCGUUAGCCCCUAAUAUUAUGUCAAUAUGUCAAUAUGUCUCAAAGGCCUUCGGUAAUCCCAGGAUUACUGGCCGGUUACGAUGCUAAACCUAUAGGGGCGGGUUUGGGUCGUGACAACUAUGGACGAUAAUAUCCAUCUUUCAAAUGCCAUCAAGUGAAUGGGAGAGACAGCCACAUAGUGUUGUUUGACAGUAAUCAAUCGUCUGUGCUUGCCAUACAAAAUGAUUCACAAAAUUACCCACACAGAGAGGAGGCAGCUAUUUUGCUUUGGCAAAUCACAAAUAUUAGAAGCUUACAUAACAGAUCUCCCAUUAAUCAUCAAUCACAGAAUCAAUGAGAAUAUCAAUGACUAGAAUGAAAAAACACAAAUCAAAUAAAAAAGUUAAAAAAGAGACUAACAAUUCUAAUAACUGUUUUUUCUUUAACUAGAUUGGAAGAAGAACAAGAUCUAACCUAUUGUUUUGAGCUGCGCAUGCACUGUCUGUCUGUGUGUAGAAUAGAAUCUGGAGUAAGGAUCCUCGGCCGCCCUUUCCUGCGGCCCUACCUGCCGCCCUCUCCAAAACGACGUCGUUUUGGCUUGGUUUUUUGGCUUUCAUAUUCCUCUAUAAUCUCAUAUGUUUUGUGUUUAGCCCUAACAGAAACAAAGACGAGAGAGAAAGACGCUAGAUGAAGAGAGAGAGAGAGAGAGAGGCAUAGAGAAACGAACUAAGAGAGAUGGUGGAGGGACACGAUGGCAACGGUGACGGCGACGGCGGAGGACAGAGGAUGGCGAAGGGACACAACACAACGGCAAGGCAAGAUUGUGGCCAUGACGAGGCCUUCUAAAUACACAAGAGUUGGGGAAAUCAUGACUGAUCAGCACAAGUUGAUAACAGUGACAUCCGAUACAAACAUUCUUCAAGCAAUACAGCUCAUGACAGAGAAUCACAUACGGCAUGUUCCAGUGAUAGAUGGAAAGAUUGUUGGAAUGAUUUCGAUUGUAGAUGUUGUCCGAGCGAUGGUGGAGCAGCAAAGCGGGGAAGUGAAUAAACUGAAUGAGUUCAUCAAAGGAGAAUAUUACUGCUAAAAUCUUCACAGAAACUCUAUUUGACAACAUCCUUGUUUUCACAUUUUCUUUUCCCCCCAAGCCUCUUUGGCUUGAAUUUAUAGGACAAAGUCGCAAACAGUUGGUCCUUUCCUCUAGUUAAAUUUUUAUUUGGGUGAUCUUUUUAUUUUCUUUCCCUUUGUAAUUUUUAUUCUCUUAAAAAAAUAAGCACUGUUUUAUUUACAGAUCAAGU
This is a messenger RNA of Camellia sinensis, 1944 nucleotides long. The record is from RefSeq and is a predicted model, not a curated record. Lineage: Eukaryota; Viridiplantae; Streptophyta; Magnoliopsida; Ericales; Theaceae.